AUGAAUUAUAGCAGUGGCAAAAUCGAACAUCGUCCAAAGAGCUCCAAGCCCGCGGCGAAUAAUUACAGUAUAGUUUCUGAAGAGUAUCCUGGAGGAGGAAGGGGAGAAGGAGAAUAUAAAGAGGCAUCAGCAGAAGGGGAAACGGGGGAGGAGGAGGAGGAGGAGGAGGAGGAGGAGGAGGAGGAGGAGCAGGAGCAGGAGCAGGAGCAGGAGCAGGAGGAGGAAGCGUCAGUCGAAAAUAACAGUAUUACAUGGGGUAUCAUCGAAAAGCAGUAG
Messenger RNA from Spirometra erinaceieuropaei, 276 nucleotides. The record is from the annotation of a GenBank genome assembly. Lineage: Eukaryota; Metazoa; Platyhelminthes; Cestoda; Diphyllobothriidea; Diphyllobothriidae.